AUGGCCGGGAAACAGCUUCUUCAUCCAAAAGUUUCACGCUUGCACGGCGAUCUCCUCGUUGAUGAGUCUACUACUCUCAUUGUCGACCUCUAUUUGGAGCAUAUGGCAUACGUUCGUGUUAGUGGCUCUAAUGCGGGCGUUGACGCAAAGCGGCCUCGAUCUCGGAUGUAUCUGCAACGUUACAGUGGCCUCGCCGACUCGGAACAGGUGACUGCGAGGAAAUUGCAAGGAGAAAGCGGUAGUUUGCAAUUCAAAAUUGAAGCAAUACUAAUCUCGCCGACAGCCUUGAAGAUUCUGUCGGGCUGUCUCGCAGUAUGGGAGCUUUCUCAUUGA
Messenger RNA from Dissoconium aciculare CBS 342.82, 333 nucleotides. RefSeq lists its product as uncharacterized. The record is from RefSeq and is a predicted model, not a curated record. The transcript is spliced from 2 exons. Bases 1 to 333 code for a protein of 110 amino acids. NCBI's taxonomy places the organism in Eukaryota, Fungi, Ascomycota, Dothideomycetes, Mycosphaerellales, Dissoconiaceae.